Molecule: messenger RNA, 1315 nt
Organism: Galdieria sulphuraria
Lineage: Eukaryota; Rhodophyta; Bangiophyceae; Galdieriales; Galdieriaceae
Product: cytochrome-b5 reductase
Exons: 5
Coding region: 89-982 (297 amino acids)
Molecular function (GO): oxidoreductase activity
Source: RefSeq, a predicted model, not a curated record
AUACAAAAGGCAUUGAGAAGUAUGAGAAAUAAAUGAAGAAGAGGAAUAACAAUUCAUCAGUCCAUCAUCACUUGGAUGAAAAAAGAGAAUGCCAAAGUGGAUGACAAAGUUGGCAUCGUUUCAUGUCUCAUCUUCUCCUCUGCAGCUUUCUUUCAUAGGCAUUCUUAUUCUAUGUGUUACUAGUCUUGUACGUAUUCUGUUUAGGCUGCUUAAAGGAAAGCUAUUUUAUCGUGUAAACAAUAACAACUUGGCACUGGACCCCUUAGAAUUUCGUUCUUUUCGACUCAUCGAAAAGGCUGUCGUCACUCCGAAUGUGAGACUCUUUCGUUUUGCAGCCUCCCAUCCAGAACAACUUGUCAAUGUACCUCUAGGCAAACACAUAUAUGCCAGAGCUUGGAUCAACGGAAAGGAAGUAAGAAGACCUUAUAAUCCCAUCAAUAAACCCAAUCAAGUGGGUGGUUGUUUUGAUAUUUUGGUCAAGAUUUAUCCAGCUCCGUACGGUCUCUUUUCUAGAUAUUUAGACUCAUUAAAGGAUGGUGAUUGUGUCGAAUUCCGUGGUCCGAAAGGCAAAUUCGAGUAUCAAAGAAAUAUGAAGAAACGUCUUGGAAUGAUAGCUGGAGGAACUGGAAUAACUCCUAUGUAUCAGUUGAUAGAGACGAUACUGAAUGAUCCAUUGGAACGAACACAAAUAAGUUUGAUAUAUGCUAAUCAUACGGAACAAGAUAUUAUCUUUAGAAACAAAUUGGAAUCUUUUGCAUCUCAAUUCCCCAAUCGACUGAAGCUCUAUUUUGUGUUGAAUCAACCGCCUAAUUCAUGGUCUCAAGGGAUAGGUCUUAUCAAUGAAAAGCAUAUACAACAUCACAUAGGUUAUGCAUCUCCUUCUACUAGGAUUUUGGUUUGUGGUCCACCUGCAAUGACCAAAGCUAUGAUGAUAUUGUUGAACAAAUUGGGCUACAAAGGAGAAGAUAUUUUCAAGUUUUAAAAUUUAUUCUUCUGUAGAAUGAUUGUCUUCGUCCAUUGUGGAUAUUCUUUCCGGUUCUUGUCCAUCAAAAUAUCUUUCUUCGAUAUCAUUCUGUAUCCAUUCCAUCCCAUCAUAAUCUUCAUUGUUGUCUAUAGAAGAGUAAUCAAAGAAUGUUGCAUCAUGUCCAUUUAGAAACCGUUGUCUCAUAAUAACCAAAAGUUCUUCUCUGCUUUGUUGAAAAUCAUCCAACGUCCAAUUGGAAAUAUCACUUUCAUUCUCUUCAUCACUUGUUCCUCAAUAUAAUUCCUUUCGCUUGACCGAUAUUACUCAAAGGAUAAAGACGUUUUCUUUGAA